Lodderomyces jiufengensis is the source of this 2130-nucleotide messenger RNA. It is a transcript of the gene DOA4, whose product is annotated as ubiquitin-specific protease. Gene Ontology annotation, molecular function: cysteine-type deubiquitinase activity. The record is from RefSeq and is a predicted model, not a curated record. Gene Ontology annotation, biological process: protein deubiquitination. The coding region runs from base 1 to 2130 and encodes 709 amino acids. Lineage: Eukaryota; Fungi; Ascomycota; Pichiomycetes; Serinales; Debaryomycetaceae. The transcript has a single exon.
AUGUUAAAAUCAGAAUUGGAAGUGAUCCAACAAAGGCUUCUUAAUAGACUACUAAAUCUGAACAAGUCAAAAAUUGAUAUUUUAGUUACAUUAUUAGAACAGCUAGAUUAUCAAAUAACAUUAUUUGACAAACUUGGAUAUUGCGAUUAUGACGUUUCAUACGUUAUAUCAACACUAAUACUAAAUUAUUUUAAUCAAAUCAAGUCAAAAAUAAAGAGUCGAGAUGUUGAUCUAUAUAACAAUUUUCAAAAAACUAUAAUUGAAAAAGUUGAAAAUGGUUUCAAAUUGAAAAAUUCAAUAAAAGGAUAUAAAAUUCAAGUUACGCCACAAGAGUUGCAAAAAUUAAAUAAUGUAUUAGUUAUAGAUUAUAGACCCAGAGAAUUAUACCAGAGACAGCAUCUAAAGAAUUCAAUAAAUAUAGAUCCAGUUAUAAUGGAGAAUGUAACGAAUGAUGAAGAAUUAGAGGAUAAAUUUCCCAGAACCCCUCAUAAACAAUUUCAAAUGUUUCAAGAAAGACAUAAAUUUGAUAAUAUAGUGAUUUAUGAUCAGAAUUCAGGAAGUGGGAGAUUUAAUGAUAUACCUGGUAAAAAUCCAUUUAAAAAAUUGAUAGAUAUUUUAAUGUUUCAAAAUAAAUAUCUUAGUUCACGAUUAAAAACUGUACCAAGUUAUUUAUCAGGUGGGAUUGACGAUUGGGUCAAAUGUGGAGGCAAAACUAUAAGUGGAGUAGAAGAUGAAUAUUUAGUAAAUUCCAGAACAAGUUCUUUAAGUUCACUACUGACAAACCUGCUCAAUGGUUCUUAUUCAAAUGGCAAAUUAGGCAAUGGAAAUCAUUCACUUACGACGAUUUCAUCAAAUUCAUUAUAUCAAUCUCCACAAUCUCAACCACCAAUUUCCCAACCUCCGCUUUUACCAAAUAAAAUUAAUUCCAUAACUCCCGCCAACACUCAAGCUCAACAUAAACCACAACUACGAUCUUUAAUUCAACCACCACCUUCAUCUUCCACAAUAUCAACUAAUAAAUCAUCCACCAAUUCAAACGGUUCAAAUCCAUCGCAAAUUGAUUUCAAAACUGGGUUGGUCAAUUUAGGUAAUUCUUGUUAUAUGAAUUGUAUGAUUCAAUGUCUUGUGUCAACACCAUUAACACCAUUUUUUUUUACAUCAUAUAAACAACAUAUAAACUACAAGAAUAUAUUAGGAACAAAAGGUCAAGUUACAGAAGCAUUUGCUGAUCUUAUGCUCAACAUGUUAAAAAACAAGAAUGGGGUUUAUAAUCCCACAAGGUUUAAAAAAACAAUGGGACAAUUUUCACAACAAUUUAAAAGUUGUGAUCAACAAGAUUGUAUUGAAUUUUUAAAUUUUUUACUUGAUGGAAUUCAUGAAGAUUUAAAUCAAAUGGCUAUACUAGAUGCUAAAGAAAAACAAAAAAUUACUGAAUUAACACCAGAACAAGAGAAAAGUAGAGAAAUAUUACCAAUAAGACAAGCAUCAACAAUUGAAUGGGAAAGAUACCUUAAAUUAAAUUUUUCAAUUGUAGUUGAUCAAUUCCAAGGUCAAUAUUUAUCAAGAUUGAAAUGUUUAACGUGUAAAUUUACAUCAACUUCAUAUAAUGCUUUUUCAAUAUUAUCUAUACCUGUCCCCAAUAAAGAAAAAGUAAAUUUACAAAAUUGUAUUGAUGAAUUUUUAACAACUGAAUUAUUAGAUGAUAAUAAUAAAUGGUUUUGUCCAGAAUGUAAAACUCAUAGAAAAUCUACCAAAAAAAUUGAAAUUACAAGAUUACCUCAAGUACUUAUAAUAAAUUUUAAAAGAUUUAAAAUUCAAUUAAAUUCUAUCAAAAAAUUAGAAACUUAUGUAACUUAUCCAGUAGAUGAAGUUUUAGAUUUAACUAAUUAUUGGCCAACAGAUGGAAUGAAUGAAUUAGGUUCUUUACCUAUAAGAAAUCAAAUCCCACCUUUUAAAUAUAAAUUAUUUGGAGUUGCUAAUCAUUUUGGUUCUUUAACAACUGGUCAUUAUACAUCAUACGUCAAGAAACAAUCUAAUUGGUAUUACUUUGAUGAUACAAAAUUUACAAAAGUUUCAUCAAAUCAAGUAUUAAACAAAAAUGCAUAUUGUUUAUUCUUUCAAAGAAUGUAA